AUUUUCACAAUUACAGACGUUCGCUACAUUCAUAAGUAAAAAUCGAUUUGGAAGUACUACGAGAAAUUCACGCACGCGAUAUCAUGAGCGCAAGCUCAACGCCCUUACAAUCGAUGCACGUGAACUAUCGUAAACAGUCGUUUUCCACCUGCUCGCGAAUAUGCAUCUCUCCGUUCGACGUCAGACAGAUCCACCGCAAAACACAAACUACGAAGAAGAUAUCGUUUACGUGACGAAACACAACAAAUGGGUUCUGAAUUCCAUCGGGAUGUGGCCUGCUGUGCUAAAAGGGAUCGGCAAAUUUAUACCAAAAGUCGUAAUCGGUCUCAGUAAUAUCGUGUCGUUUUUCAACGUAGUGCAGUGUGUGCUAUACAUUACACUGGAAGAAAAAGAUCCUUUACUAAGACUGAGGCUCUUAGGCUUGGCUUGCUUUGCUUCAAUCAACCUGAUGAAGUAUUGGGCUUUGAUAUCACGCAAAACGAAUAUCGAAUAUUGUAUCGAACAGGUGCAUACAGAUUGGAAGCAGGUAGAGUUUCAAAGAAAUCGCAUAUUGAUGUUAAAAUACGGAAAGAUGGGACGAGAUCUGACCAUAUACAGCGCCGUGUUCAUGUAUAGUGCUGAAAUAUGCUACGUUACAAUCAUGCAGUAUGCAAUGGGAUUGAAUAUGAAGGAAAAUAAUCGUACAAUCAGACUGUUAGUGUAUCCUACAUAUAGUGGAUUUUUCGAUGCUCAAAAAAGCCCUGUCUAUGAAAUUGUAUACGUUCUUCAAUGCAUGUGUACAUUUUUGUUCAACUCCGUAACAGUUGGGUGUUGUGGAUUGGCUGCACUUUUUGCAACACAUGCCUGUGGACAGAUUGAUGUCGUCAUAUCUCAAUUAGAUGAUCUGGUGGAAGGAAAAUUCUCCGAGAAAAAUUCUAAUCCAAACACUCGACUGAUGGAAAUCGUAAAACAUCACAUAAGAAUUUUAAAAUUUUCUGCGAUGAUUGAAACGGUUCUGCAGGAAGUGUGCUUUUUCGAAUUCGUUGGUUCCACGUUUGUAAUAUGCUUGCUCGAAUACUAUUGUAUAACGGAUUGGCAACAGAACGAUAAAAUUGGUCUGGCGACUUACUCGAUGCUAUUAUUGUCUUUGACCUUCAAUAUGUUCUUGUUAUGCUACAUUGGCAAUCUUCUAAUAGAAAAGAGUACUAGCGUCGGAAUAUCCUGCUAUAUGAUUGAUUGGUACCGCUUACCUAUCAAGACAGUUCAAGACCUCAUAUUCAUCAUCGCUAUGUCAAAUAAUCCGGCAAAAAUUAGCGCCGCCAGAAUAUUUAUUUUAUCUUUGCCUACUUUUGGGAAUGUUCUAAAGACAUCGUUCGCGUAUUUAAAUUUCAUUCGCAAUACCAUUAUCUACUAAUUUCACAAUUAUUCUAUUAUUUUCAUAUGUCUAAUCAUAGAUGAAUAAAUAAAUGUAUUAUGAAAGUAUUCUUUGCUAGUAAAA
This is a messenger RNA of Bombus pascuorum, 1477 nucleotides long. RefSeq names its product odorant receptor Or2-like. Gene Ontology annotation, biological process: detection of chemical stimulus involved in sensory perception of smell; sensory perception of smell. NCBI's taxonomy places the organism in Eukaryota, Metazoa, Arthropoda, Insecta, Hymenoptera, Apidae. Gene Ontology annotation, cellular component: plasma membrane. The transcript is spliced from 6 exons. The coding region runs from base 161 to 1393 and encodes 410 amino acids. Gene Ontology annotation, molecular function: odorant binding; olfactory receptor activity. The record is from RefSeq and is a predicted model, not a curated record.